Molecule: messenger RNA, 5484 nt
Organism: Drosophila albomicans
Lineage: Eukaryota; Metazoa; Arthropoda; Insecta; Diptera; Drosophilidae
Gene: pns
Product: DENN domain-containing protein 5B
Exons: 16
Coding region: 408-4901 (1497 amino acids)
Molecular function (GO): small GTPase binding; guanyl-nucleotide exchange factor activity
Source: RefSeq, a predicted model, not a curated record
AAAAACAACAGCGCACAGGCUACGACGACGGGAGAAAACAAAGUGUUGUUUGCUUGUUAGUUUGUGAGCAUGUAAAAAUUUAUAUAUAAUUAAGAUAAAGGCCAAUUUGCCUUGCUCUUAGUCUAAAUUUAAAGUGAGUUUGUGUGUGAGUUGAAGAACAAAAAAAAGCGAACAAACAGCAGCUGAGGAGCAAUAACAACAAUAGAAAGAAGUGAAGGCGUCUUUGAGUAGAGUGUUGUGUGUGUUAUUGGUGCGUGACAGACAAAAAAUUGAUACAGGGCCAGGGACGUUGACGUCGUCGUCGUAAAUUGGAAAGUGGCAAAAAGCAAAAGAAAAAAAACAGCUUCAAAUAUUAAAGCGAGCACACACACGAAUACCACACACACACACAUGGAGGCGUUUGUUUGAUGAACGAUUUGGAGCAGCGAACGCAGAAGACGAAGAAGACAAAAGCAGCAGCAGUAGCAGCAACAACAACACAAGCAGACAAACAAAUUAUGACGACGCGUGAAAAUGUUGCCAGCCGUCUGUCCAAAUUGAUGCUUAACAAUAGCAAUAGUAACACUAACAAUGGCAGCUCAACAGCACAAGCUGCAACAACAACAUCAACGACGACGACGGCGUCGACAACAGCAGCUUCGAUGGUGUCCAUGGUGCAAUCACCGCAAUCGCCUGGUGAACAAUCCGAGUUGAAUCAAUUGAAACGCGAUGCGGAUCCGCAAUUCUCGCGCUUUGCCGACUACUUUGUGAUAUGCGGUUUGGAUCUGGACACGGGCCUGGAGCCCGAUCGCUUUGCAGGCGAUAAUCUGCAUUGUUCGCCGCUGGAUCGUGCGUACAAGAGCAAACCAUUGGCCCAUUAUCCGGAGCAUGUGACCUGGAAUCCAUUUGAUGCACACGGCAUUUGCAUGUUGUCGCUGCCCCAAGGAUUGCGCUUUCGCACACAGAAGCACAACAUUGAGCCGAAGUUUCAUUCAUUUGCGACGACACGCGAGGACGGCAAACGUUGCUAUGGCUUCAGUUUGGUCUUCUACGAGGAGAUACGCAAUCGCAACAUUUGCGGGGCCAUCCACACGCUGCAGUCCAUGUUCAUCACGGAGCUAUCGAAUGGCCAGCAGACGCAUUCGCUGAGCCGCGUCAAGGAUGGCCCCGUGAGUCGUUCGUUGCCCAGGCACUUCAAGGUUGCCGGCCAGGCGCCGCAGUCGGCUCAGAGUUAUUACGACAUCAGCAAGGACAAACUGUUUGUGGCCAAGAGCAUUUCAUUGAUUUGCCAAGCGCCCUACGCAUUCGCCGCCCAGCUGUUUCUCAAGAACUUGUAUCGUUGUCUUCCACGACAGCCUGGCGCUGGCAUCAGUCUCGAGUCGUAUGUCUACAACAUAUUGUAUGAGGUGAUGUUGCCACAGCCCGGCAAAUCCAUACGCGUCUAUUUGCCACCCAUGGAACCGCAUCUGGCCGCGAUUGCAUUGAUCCUGCAGCGUCCAUCGCUGUCCACUGAACUGCCGCUGCUGGACUUUCCGCUGCGUCUGCUGUUCAGCUAUUUGGGAGUGGAAUGCGUCAUCCAGCUGCUCACCUGUGUGCUCCUCGAGAGUCAGGUGCUGCUGCGCUCAACGGACUACCAGCGAUUGAUGAUUGUGGGCGAGUGCAUUACUUCGUUGCUGUUUCCUUUUAUUUGGCCACAUGUGUAUGCUCCCAUUCUGCCCGCUGCACUGCAUCAUUUUCUGGACGCACCCGUUCCCUUUGUGAUGGGUUUGCACGCAGAGUGCGAGGCGGCGCAUAAGAUUGGCAGCGAGGCGGCGUUAUGCUUUGUAGACAUUGACAAGAAGCACAUACAGCUACCCGAGGAGUUGCCCAUCUUCCCCCACAAGAUGGACUUUAUGGCAGAGAUUAUCUCGGUGCUGGACAAGUUUGAAAUUGAACGGGAUCGCGCCCAGGAACCGAACCUGAAGAAUGGCUAUGGAAUGCGUGGCGGCGCCGAUGCCAUGAUCUCCAGUUGCACGCUGCCCAACGGGCUGCAGGCGGCAAGGCGCAGCAAAGAGCGCUUCCAGCAGCUGCAGGAGACGGUGUAUACGCUGGGUGGGCCAGGUGGUUCACCUGGACAGCUGCCAGGAGUGGACUAUCAGCCACUGGUGGCGCAUCCCUCGAAGAUUGAUCAUGUGCCGCGCAUUGCGGACUUUUUGCGACGCAAGGGCGGCAUGAGAGCGGCACAAGCAUCGGGAUCCCCGGUGGGAAGUCCAACGAUGUCGUUGUCCUCGUCGCCCGUGGGCAUUUACCAUGAUGUGGAUGCAGUGGACGCCACGUUGCCGCCAUCGCGCAUGGGCUCGUUGUCGCGUCGCUCGGAGAAACAAAAGCUUUCCGCCGUGGAUCAAUACUAUCAGGAUUUGCGCAUCAAUAACUCGCUGAGGGAGAUCUUCUUGAAUCGCUUUGCGCACAUGUUUCAUGCCUACGAAUACUUUGUCAUCUAUCCCAAUCAGGCCAAGGACGAAUGGUUGUCGAAUCGCGAAACGUUGCAGAACUUUGAUAAGUCAUCAUUUCUGUCCGAUCAGCCGGAGCAUCAUCGUGCGUUUCUGGCGCGCUUUCUAGAAUCUCAAAUGUUUGCCACGCUCAUUGACAACAAAAUUCUGGCCAUGUGGGAGCCACAGCCCGACGAGCAGCUGCAGCUCUUCGAUCAGCGCAUCAAGCUGUUGAGACGUCGGCAUGGCGAGAACAUGAUCUGCGCCACCAGCUAUGAGCCGUGUGUGCUCAGCCAGGAUGCGCAGCAGGGCUUCGAGAAGCGUCUCAAUUGCAUCGACAUUGAGGUGACGCCGCCCAGCGAGAUUCUCUCGAAUCGCGCCGCCUACUUUCGCAGCUUCCCGUUGCUCGAGAAGGGCGUGCUGAAUCAGGAGUGCGCCUCGAGAGGCAACAGCUUGCGGCGCGUCAAGAAUGGCAACAAAUGGCGUGCCCGGGAAAUCUCAUUGGAUCAGAAGCCCACGAAUAGCAGCACCGGAGGUGGAGGUGGAGGCAGCAAUUCCAACUCAAAUGUGGCCAUCAAUCGACUUUCUGCGAAUCUCACCACGGCGGAUGUGAGUCCAGCACUCAUCGCCCAGGCCAACUGGACAUUUGUGGAAAGGCUACUGAAGGACAUCAAGUCGAAGACGAAGCGCAUGCUGCUGGAGAAGAUGGGCAACGAAGCUGUAGCCCUGGGCCUCAAAGGCGACGGCAUCGAGGAGAACACGCUGAUUGCCAGCAUGUGUGAUCUGCUCGAGAAGAUUUGGUCACAUGGACUGCAGAAUAAGCAAGGCAAAUCCGCACUCUGGGCGCAUCUUCAGGCCUACAUUGAGUUGCAGGAAGCACGCGGUGGUGCCGCCAACAGUAGCAACAGCGUGGAGCCAUCGACUCCAGUUUCGAGUAGUCCCAGCAGCAAGAUGAACAUAGCCAGUGCAUCCCCAGCACUCGCUUGGAAUGCUAUGCGAAAGCGCAUGGAUUAUCUGUCCACAUUCCAAACCGAUUUUGAGAGUCCGCCGAGUCCGAAUCGCAGCCGAUCGCGAGAUCGCAACAAGUUUGUGGGCCUGGAACAGCUUUGUCCGCUGCCCGAAUCGCUGGAGUUUGAUGUCAAAAACGUGCUGGCCAUGGCCGACAUCAAGACGCACAUUGGCUACACUCGCGCCUGGGUGCGUUUGUCUCUGGAGAAGAAGCUGCUCUCGCGUCACUUUCGCACUCUGCUCUCGGAUGAGAGUCUGCUGCGUUCUCUCUACAAACGUUCCGCUUUUCUGCGCUGCGAGGAGGAGAAGGAGCAGUUCCUCUAUCAUCUGCUGACGCUGAAUACCGUGGACUAUUUUAGCUUUACCAACAUCUAUCCCACAACGAAGCUGCCCUAUCGCGUUGUCAUCUUCCCCUCGCGCAAAUACGGCUCCUAUCACACCUCGAGCAAUGUGUGGAUCAUGGUCUCCGGCACCAUGAACGAGACGCAGCGUGUGCCCGUGCCCAAGGGUUCGCUGGAGUUCAUCUUCCAUUACAAAAAUCUGGGUCUGCUGACAACGAUGCGCAUAGGACACGACAAUUCGGGGCAGAGCCACAAGUGGCUGGUGGAGCAGGUGGUGAUGCGCAAUGAGGUCACCGGACACACCUAUAAAUUCCCUUGUGGCCGCUGGCUGGGCAAGGGCGUGGAUGAUGAUUCAACGGAGCGUUUGCUGGUCGGGCAACGUGUCUCGACAAGCGUCAAGAACGCGGAGCUGGUGCCGCCCACACGAACGCCACCGCGAACACGAAGUCCCAGUGUGCAGCGACAGGAAUCGAUUGCGCCAUCGGAGAUUCAGCAUCAGCUGGGCAACUGCGUCAAUGUGAUUGUCAAGUGGCACUACAAACCGAGUAGAGAUCGAGAUGUGGGCACUCUGACGAAUCUGCUGUGUGGCGACGAUGGACUGGUAAAAUGCCUGGAGCAGGUCUUUCUCUGUGGCUUCCGUUCGUCGCGCUUCUUUGGUCGCAAUCUCUACAUCUGGGAUUACUUUACGAAAAUCAAAGAGCUGUUUGAACAGAAUCUGCAACAGGAACUAGAUGACUCGGCAUCCAGCAUGGAUUCCUCCUUCAGCAAUGGCAGCUGCAACAGCUUGCAGCGUCGUGAGGUGGCCAGCAUUUGGCGUCUCUAUGUCCAGCUAAUGGAUGAGAUCAACGGCACAGCGAGCACGCUGGGCAAAGAUGGCAAAUUUCAGCUGCUCAUUUGCCUCAGUUUGCGAGAACAUCUGUUGACUCGCCUAAUUAAACCCAUGGCACUGACAAAGGUCACUCAGGAGAUGUACGAGGAGGAAAGCUUUUUGCGUCGACGCAAUCUUUUGACAUUUCUCAUCCAGAUACUGGAGCCGCUCGAUGAUUGCCACAUUGUGUUGGAGAACUCCAUAACCCAGGGCAUACGCAUUCCAUCACAGUGCUGAGGAGCGUCAGUAAUCGGUUCCCAAGCACUCGACUCACUCUCACACCCACAGACAUUUUGCAACCAGUGACCUAGAGAAGAAUACUCAUACAUAUAUCUGCCCUAAAGUACAUUUGGAAACGCACGACUCGAAUAUUCUCGUUGUUAGUUUUAUGUAAGCUGAAGACUUGCCCUCCUUCGAAACCUAAUCCUAAAUCUAAACAUACCUUAACCUAAUCCAAUCACUUGCCAUCCACACGCUUGCCAAGUGUUCCAAGUCAAAAAGUGAAGCCAAAGUUGAACAAAAAAUUGUGUGCAAUUAAGAAACGUCGUUUAUUCUAAUGAAUUCUAAAAUGUUGUUCAAUAUGAAAUCUGCGUAGCUAUUAGCAUUUAAGAUAUUCCAAAACUCAAAAUAUUUAUAUAUCAUCUCUCUAACACUAUCUCGGUCAAUUUUCCUAAGUUAGUGAGUUUUUUAUUUCAAACAGGUAGCUUUUCAUUUAGUUGAUAUUUACCAAAGAAUUUUGUUUUAUACAUUAUCGAAUAUUGUCAAUUUUAUGAUAUUAUUAUUGAAUUUAAGACAAAGAUAGAGAUUAAUCUUAAAUGGU